This is a messenger RNA of Uncinocarpus reesii 1704, 855 nucleotides long. RefSeq lists its product as uncharacterized. The coding region runs from base 1 to 855 and encodes 284 amino acids. Lineage: Eukaryota; Fungi; Ascomycota; Eurotiomycetes; Onygenales; Onygenaceae. The transcript has a single exon. The record is from RefSeq and is a predicted model, not a curated record.
AUGUCUUCAGAUAUCCAAAAUAGCAUACCGCCCAUCUUAAGCUCGAUGGUCCAAUUGGGCCCGGCCAUAUUCCUCAAAGACUUCCCUCAGGCUCCGCAAAAGCACGACAAGCCCCUGACAAUCGUGCUCCUCUUUUGGAUGAACGCGCCGCUUCGCCCUGCUGCAAAAUAUAUAUCCGAAUAUGGACAGUUGGCCCCAGAUGCGAGAAUCAUUGCAAUCUUCACAUCUGCCUCGGACUUCUUUAUUCGAAACUCAGAUGGCGCGCAGAGACGCCGGAUUACUCCCGUCUUGGAUGCGCUCUUGUCCACAGCCAAGGAUGGCGAUGGAGGCUCUCUGUACGUGCAUGCCUUUUCCAACGGUGGAUGCACGACGCUGAGAUACUUGGCCGUGGCAUAUCGAGAUGCUACAGGAAAGCCCUUGCCCGCGAACGCAAUGCUCAUCGACAGCGCGCCUGGCAUCACCUCCAUGUCCAGGGCGGUCAAGGCGCUAUCUUAUAGCUUCCCGAGGUUUUUCUUGUGGAGAGUUCUGCUGUCUACGGCUGUUUGGGGGUGGUUGCUUGUUCUGGCCACGCUAGGAUGGUUGUCGAGGAGGAAGCACCCGUCAUAUUUUUUGCGGGAGGGACUAAAUGAUCAGAGCCUGAUAAGAGGAAAGGUGGAAAGAUGCUAUGUGUACUCAAAGGAGGACGAUUUGAUUUACUGGAAAGAUGUAGAAGAGCAUGCUGGGCAGGCGCGUGCUAGAGGAUGGAAUGUUUCAAGAGAAGUGUUUGAGGAUUCGCCUCAUGUUGGGCAUAUGCGGACCGAUCCGCAGCGGUAUUGGAAGAUUGUUGCAAGGUUGCUGAAGAUUGCGAUGGCAUGA